Molecule: messenger RNA, 4298 nt
Organism: Labrus mixtus (cuckoo wrasse)
Lineage: Eukaryota; Metazoa; Chordata; Actinopteri; Labriformes; Labridae
Product: proteinase-activated receptor 1-like
Exons: 6
Coding region: 2039-3544 (501 amino acids)
Biological process (GO): thrombin-activated receptor signaling pathway; positive regulation of Rho protein signal transduction; blood coagulation
Cellular component (GO): membrane
Molecular function (GO): thrombin-activated receptor activity
Source: RefSeq, a predicted model, not a curated record
GUUCCCGAGAGAACGCACUGUGGCUAAAGCCAGAGGAUAAAGAUGUGCGGCAGAAAUCAACCUGGGAAAUGCUCAAGGACAACGGAUCUAAUCACAGAUUAUCCACAUCAAAUAGCCAUCUCAACAUUUAGUUUGUUGUGACUUAUUAUUCAUCAGAAUGUUUUCAAUUUGUCCAACAAGUUUGCUGUUGUGUGCUCUGAUGUGUCGGAGUGUUGCCUCGGAAACAACCUGGAACAACACUGAAACCAGAGAGGGCUCAGGCUAUGGUGACACAACAUCCAACAACCAAGAUGGAAAGCCCUCAUCUUUUCCCCAGUGUCAGUAAUCAGUGAUAAGGAUCAUCUUAAUUAGCAUCCCAGCUUUUACAUGUUUGAUCAUUUGCUUUCUCUUUCCAGACACUGAAAUCAGAGAGGGCUCAGGCUAUAAUGACACAACAUCCAACAACAAAGAUGGAAACCCCUCAUCUUUUCCCCAUAGACAUGACAGUAAUAAAAGAGAUAGCAUCCCUCAGGUCACACUGACCUUGAUCUGAUCAAUGAUUUAUUUAGAGUCAGUAAUCAGUGAUAACGAUCAUCUUAAUUAGCAUCCGUACUUUUACAUGUUUGACACAUUUUACUUCCUCUUCCCAGACACUUCCAAGGAAUCUUACUACCGCCACCUACAAGGACAUACCAUAGAGAACAAACCAUAUGACGUUUAUUUGUAGGCCAACCAGGGAGUAGGAUCGCCAUGGGGUCUAUCGAGAAUUCGCCUAUGGGACUUUUGCAUUGGAUUUUGGAUCAUUGCAGAAAAAAAGCUCUGUGGCAAACGCACGUUUCUGAUGCGAAGGCAUUUUGUUCAAUCUUCACAAAUGAACACCAUUUUUAUGAUGUUUGAAGCGUUAAAGAGUCCAUAUUAUGCAGUUUUUGGGGGUUUGUAUAUUUAAUCUAUGUACCUACUUUUGUACGUUCACAAUAGCUAAAGUUCGACAAAAGUGUCUGUUUUCAUGUACUGCUCCUCCUUGCUCCCUCUCCGCUCUGAGUCCGUCAGCUGCACUCUGUUGAGCCCACACUGUUAGACCCCACGUGGGCCAAGUCUGCUCUGAUUGGUCUGCCGAUCCGCUCUGUCCUUAUUGGUCAGUUGCUCAGCACGCGUCUCAGAAAUUUCAACAUGAGCUGCAGGGCCACAACGAGCCAAUGGGCUUAGAUCAGCGAUUUUUAUCGAGGGGGGCUAGAACCGAGCGUUACAUGCAGCUAAUGCCACAGCUAACAGGAGGACGUAGGAGAAGCCGCGUUUCCGCAGACUUUGAAUAUAUAAUAACAUAUAUAUAUAAAACCAGAAAAAGCAUAAUAUGGGACCUUUAAUGCGGCAGACAGAAGUAAAAAGCUAACGUUAUGCUAUAGCGAACUACACCACGGUCGGAUGAUAUUGACGUCACUACCGUUAUGCUUCAGACCAUCUCCGGUAGACUAAUCUGCGUAGUUUAAUAAAUUUGCCUUAACACAAAGAUUAAACCUACAGGAGAUAUCACAGACUAGUGAGAGAGUUCUUGGCGUUUGUGUCUGGCUUGAUGACGUUUAAUGUUCCCGACAACCACUGUAGUCUUAUUUAGCCACUUGUUAGCAACCGCCUUUUUAAGGACGCGUUAAAAAAUUCAAAAUUCACAAGUGGGGGUAUUACCUAACAUAGUUUAUGUCGUCUAACAAAACGUCAACAUCUCUAUAGCUUGUUUUAACCACAGACCUUAUUUCCGGCGUCUAACCACAAACCCCAUUCAAAAUUCCCAUUGACUUUUAGACGAUAGACCCCAUGGCGCUCAAAUGCUAACUUAUUUCCGGGUGCCCUAUUACUGAUAGCUUUGGCAAUAAUAUUCAUAAAAGAUACUUUAGGGUUUUAAAAUGAAAGUAACAACCAUUUUUACCAUUUUUUAUUUAUUCUUUUGUCACAAACAUUUGUUGAUUCUAAAAGCUUUUUAUUAUCUUGUUGGUUAACAGUUCAGGGUCUGCUAUCGGGGAGAUUAAAAUGUUUUACUUAGCUUCCUUGGUAAUACUUGUUUGACAUGUUUUACUUUUUCUUUCCAGAUGGCAUGACUGCAACAGGCUUUCAGCAUACUGUCAGCAUAGCCGGACGCUACAACUACGAUGGCCCACCAUCCAACCAACUAGUAUACCCCGUCUCUCGCAAUGAACAUGAUGUCAGCUUUAUCCUAGAUGGCUUUGGUCUUUCUGAAGUAUCAUCCGACCAACUCGUCAGAGAAAAUGUCGGCUUAGCCAGACCCAGCAACUACCAUGGCACACCAUCCAACCACCCGAAAGAAUACCCCAUCUCUCCCAAUGAAUAUGAUGGCAGUGUGGCAGGACGGCCCUAUCCUAAAAUAAGACCAAACCGAUGCAACUGUACUAAAGGUACCCAACAUAGUCCUGAUGCAAAUCCUCUGCAGUCUUCUAACACCAGCAGGCAAGAAAUCUCAGAGGAGGCGCAGCUGUUUCUAACAGGACCUGUGUCUACCAUCCUCAUCCCGUCCUUCUAUUCGCUGGUCUGUCUCAUCAGUUUACCCAUCAACAUCUGUGCAGGGCUGGUCUUCAUUAAAAAAAUAAAGAUUAAGAAGCCGGCAGUGAUCUACAUGCUGAACCUGGUCUGUGCUGACCUGCUCUUUGCCAUGGUGCUGCCCUUCAAGAUUUCAUACCGUUUUAACGGAAACAACUGGAUAUUCGGUCCAGCCAUGUGCCGUGUGGUCACCGCAGCCUUUUACUGGAACAUGUACUGCUCCGUUCUGCUCAUAGCCCUCAUCAGUGUGGACCGACUUCUCGCUGUGGUCUAUCCUAUUGACUCCCUGUCUUGGAGAAGUCCUAGAAAGGCCAUCAUAGCCUGUGUAGCCGCGUGGUUUCUCUCCUUUGCUGGCUCGAUGGACCUCCUCUUCACUGAACAGACUUUCCACCUUAAACAGUUGGGCAUCACCACCUGCCAUGACAUCCAACCCUCACAGCUUUUCUUGUGCCACAAGAUGUAUUUCGUCACUCUCUGCUGCCUCCUCUUCUUCCUGCCUCUGAUCAUUACCUUGGUGUCCUACACUCGUGUGAUCAUGACCCUGAGCAAGGACCAACCAGGAGUUCCAGACCAUUCACUUAAGAAAAGAAGAGCAGUCUUUUUGUCUGGAACGGUACUGGUGAUGUUUGUUCUCUGUUUCACACCCACUAACCUCGUCCUCAUUAUGCAAAAGCUUAAGGAUACAGAAGGAGCUCAGAUCGAAGACAAUGCAGACAUCCUCUACAUAGUCUAUUUGAUCUUUUUGUGUUUGGGAAGUCUGAACUGCCUCCUUGAUCCCCUGGUCUACUACUUUGGCUCAUCCCAAUUCCAGAAAGAGCUAUUCAGUAUGCUAGGGUGGAAGAAGAAGACACAGGGCACCAGUGGCGGUCCAUCUUCAUCAAGUGAUCCAAGCAGUUCCACCAGCCAACCAAACAUGAAAUCCAACCACCAACAAAACUACAAAAUAAACACUCCACCCACCAAGAGUGACUCUUCUCAAGCAAACCUUUGCAGCCAGUGCAAGAAACAACUGGUCUGACAGGCACACUCAGCAGACAUCAUAGGGGAAUUCUGGUGUUUUAAAACCUGUAUCCUCCAUUUAUUUGACAUAUUAAAUUACUUUAAGGCACAUAAAGUUGUGGAAUAGCUGCGAAGAUCACUUCACUAUGUGUCUGUAAGACAGGCUUUAAUGGCUGCAAUAUGUUCUUUCAGGGAAAAUCUGACUGUUCAGAAUGAGUACAAAUAGUGCAUCAUUAAAGAACGAUUUCUUUUUUUUUGUAGUUAAAGUUAAUGUCUCUGAUGAGAGUAACAAAUCCCUUCAUUGUAAUGAUGCAGGCUUUUUAUAUUACAGCCUAUUGUACUCAGAUUUUUUAAAGCACUUACAAAAUAAAAAGGGAGGUUAGGUUUAUCUGACUGCUGACCACAAAUGGAGAUGAAUUUUGAUUUGUAUUUUGUAGAGCUGUCUAAAUGCACAAAGUAAUUUUUUUUUGUGGCAAAUCAGAAAAAACGAUCAACUCUGAGAAAAUCUGUGAUCUGAUCAGAAACCGUGACAUUUAUGAUCUGUUGCACCACAAGUCAAUCCCAGUAGUCUAAUUCUCUCCACUUCUUUAUCCCUCACGCUCGUUUAUGCGAAAGUCACCAGCUCCUAUUAUAUACUGCUGUAUUGAGCAAACAUAAAUGUAGAAAUAUUAUACAUGAAAUGUGAUUUCUUGUUUUUAUAGUGAAAUGAUGUCCAAUGUUUAAAAGGUGUGCAAAUGCUCAAUGGGGAUUUCAAUUCACAAUAUAUUCUCAUU